AUGGCUUCUCUCGCUCCCGGUCGGUGUUGCUCCAUGGGAGCCCUGCACGAAGGAACUCCAAAUGGAAGCUCCAUCGUGAUUGACGGUAACUUCGAGGCCUAUCUGGCAGUGCCUCCAAAGAGCAUAGAGUUACAGAGUAUAGGCAUUCUCUAUAUACCUGACAUUCUGGGCAUUUGGCAGAACUCGAAGCUCAUGGCAGAUCUCUUUGCUGCGCAAGGCUACACCUGUCUCGUUUUGGACAUUUUCAAUGGAGAUCCGGCGCCUUUGGAAAUGCCAGAGGAUUUCGACAUCAUGGGCUGGUUAUCCCAUGGGUCGAACGGAAACAGCCCCCACACGCCAGAAGCCAUUGAUCCUAUCAUAUUGCAAGGCUUGGCUCACCUAAAGUAUCUCGGCUUAGCUCGUAUUUGUGCUGUGGGAUAUUGCCUGGGAGCCAAGUACGUUGUCCGUCAUUAUAAAAAUGGCAUCGAAUGUGGCUUCAUUGCUCACCCAUCUUUUGUCGACGCCGAGGAGCUUGCAGCCAUCUCUGGACCGCUCUCAAUUGCUGCAGCAGAGAAGGAUGACAUCUUCACGACAGAAAAGCGCCGUGAGUCGGAGAUAAUUCUAGCCAAUACAAAUCACCGUUACCAGAUUAAUAUUUUCUCUGGCGUGGAACAUGGCUUUGCGGUGAGAGGAGACCCCUCAGUUAAAACAGAACGUUUUGCAAAGGACCAGGCAUUUCUACAAGCAGUUGCCUGGUUUGAAAAUUACUUUGAUACUCUUUAA
Molecule: messenger RNA, 762 nt
Organism: Clonostachys rhizophaga
Lineage: Eukaryota; Fungi; Ascomycota; Sordariomycetes; Hypocreales; Bionectriaceae
Source: the annotation of a GenBank genome assembly